AUGAUCCUCGGACCGGUAUCACUGCUCGACUGUCUGGUCUUUGUCAUCUUCCUGACGCCGCAGCUCCUCAUCAAUGUCGGUUUCUUCCCAACGGUAGUGGUCACUCUGAAGAUGCUGCCUUUUCUCGUGUUUCAACUGCCGACGUCCCUGUUCCACGAGCGAUAUCUACUCAGCCACGAUGAGCAGUCGCCUUUUGUGCAGCGCGCGAGUUUCUUCGAAGAUUUAGUCAUACGCUGCGUGCGUUACGCCUUUGCAAACUUGCCAACCAAUAUUGGACGUGUCUUCUUUUCAAAGUACAUAUCUCUGCCGUUUCUGCGGUUUCGAAUGCUGCGGCAUGGCUAUCUCAGGUCACCUGCGACCUGGAGUGAGCACAAGGAAAAGGGCCAACACGGCUUCGAAGGGGUUUGGAUCCAAAAGGAUGCGUCACAACCGCCCGACAUUGUGGUAUACUACGCCCACGGAGGCGGUUUUGCCAUGGGCUCCGCGUACUUUUACCUCGAGUUUCUUCUGUCGUGGCACUCGUUACUCGUCCAAGCCGGCUACCGGAACCCUGCCAUAUUCUCUCUAGAGUACACCCUCGUGCCCGAUAAAAUGUACCCAAGGCAAAUGUACGAGACUUUGAGGGGCUAUAAGCAUGUCCUGAAAAAAGUUGGAGACCCUCGGAAGGUGGUCGUUGCAGGAGACUCAGCGGGAGCAACCCUGAUAUUGACGCUGUUGCUGGAGCUGGGUCACAUGAACGAGGCCCGGGCAUUCAAGGAAAAGAGUGACGAUUCCACCGCAUCUGAAGGUCGAAGUCAGGAGCACUUGCGUCAAGCCUCAGAGUCCCCGCUUCCAGGGCUUUGCGUCUUGAUUUCGCCGUGGGCCAAGCUCAUCUCCAACAAGCAUGAAAAUACGGCCAGCGACUUUCUGGAUCGCGACACGCUAUGGAACUACGCGGUGCAGUAUGCUGGGGCAGCGCAUGUCUACGACAAGACCGCGUCGCCUGGGCAGUGCGCCGAUCCUCGGGUGUGGGCGGAAGCUAGUCCACUUUGUGGCUUCUUCAUCACGUACGGAUCAGAAGAGGUGUUCGCACCCGACAUCAAGGACCUGAUUAACGUCUUGGUCAAAAGUACCGAGGUCGACAGUCGUAGCGAGGAUGGCGGGAUACACGCCUGGCCCGUUGUUUCGUUAUUCCUGUCAAGCACCGAAGACAAGAGACUCAAGGGUCUGCGGACACUCACGUCAGCCAUCAGAAAACACAUCCAGUAG
Colletotrichum abscissum is the source of this 1248-nucleotide messenger RNA. RefSeq lists its product as uncharacterized. The record is from RefSeq and is a predicted model, not a curated record. Gene Ontology annotation, molecular function: lipase activity. Bases 1 to 1248 code for a protein of 415 amino acids. Lineage: Eukaryota; Fungi; Ascomycota; Sordariomycetes; Glomerellales; Glomerellaceae. The transcript has 2 exons.